Carica papaya (papaya) is the source of this 946-nucleotide messenger RNA. RefSeq names its product 3,9-dihydroxypterocarpan 6A-monooxygenase-like. Gene Ontology annotation, molecular function: oxidoreductase activity, acting on paired donors, with incorporation or reduction of molecular oxygen, NAD(P)H as one donor, and incorporation of one atom of oxygen; iron ion binding; heme binding. NCBI's taxonomy places the organism in Eukaryota, Viridiplantae, Streptophyta, Magnoliopsida, Brassicales, Caricaceae. Gene Ontology annotation, cellular component: membrane. The record is from RefSeq and is a predicted model, not a curated record.
GAGACUAACAAUGAAGCUAAGGAGAUGAAGGAGUUGGUAAAAACUUGUUUGGUACUUGGUGGGAAGCUAAGCGUAGGGGAUGUGUUGGGUCCGUUGAAGGUAUUGGACUUUUCUGGAACAAAGAAGAGGCUUGUAGAAGUCAUGAACAAAUAUGAUCAGCUAAUGGAGAGGAUAAUUGGGGAACAUGAAGAGAAAGCCUUGAAGGGUUUUGAUGAAGAUCAAAGAAAAGAUAUACUAGAUAUCUUGUUGGAGAUUUACAGAGAUCCUACUGCAGAAAUUAAGUUAUCUAAAAACGAUAUCAAAUCCUUCUUGCUUGACAUAUUUCUGGCGGGAACAGACACAUCAGCGUCAGCCAUGGAGUGGGCAAUGGCGGAGCUCAUUAAUCAUCCACAGGUCUUCAAAAAACUCAGAGAGGAGAUAAAUUCCGUGGUGGGUUCCAACAGACUAGUCAAAGAAUCAGACAUCCCGAAUCUUCCUUACCUCCGAGCAGUGAUUAGAGAAACCUUGAGGCUCCACUCGCCAGGUCCGUUGAUCGUCAGACAAUGCACAGAGGAUAGCGAGGUAAACGGGUUCAUGGUGAAGGCAAAGAAGAGUGUGAUCAACGCGUACGCAAUCAUGAAAGAUCCGGACGAAUGGAGUGAGCCAGAGAAAUUCGUGCCGGAGAGGUUCUUGGAGAAUACGGAGGAGAUAGUAGGAGAACAUCAUAUGGAAUUUAAAGGUCAGAACUUUCGGUAUGUACCGUUCGGAAGUGGCAGGAGAGGGUGUCCGGGAGCAUCGCUGGCGAUGUUGGUGAUGCAUGCGACGGUGGGUUCGCUGGUUCAGUGCUUUGACUGGAAAUUAAAGGAGGGAGAGAAGGUUGAUAAGAGCGAAGGCUCAGGUUUUGCUGCAGAAAUGGCUCGACCGCUUAUGGCAUACCCUGUUCAACAUCUUAACCCUUGUUCUUGAG